Hibiscus syriacus is the source of this 504-nucleotide messenger RNA. RefSeq names its product probable transcription repressor OFP9. The transcript has 2 exons. The record is from RefSeq and is a predicted model, not a curated record. Gene Ontology annotation, biological process: negative regulation of DNA-templated transcription. NCBI's taxonomy places the organism in Eukaryota, Viridiplantae, Streptophyta, Magnoliopsida, Malvales, Malvaceae. Bases 7 to 504 code for a protein of 165 amino acids.
UAGAAGAUGAAAUCUUCUAAAGAAUACAAGAACCAGAAGCUUCAACAAAGAGGAUGCAGGGCUUUGUGCUGCAGUUGCAGGCUUAGUGUCUCUUCUUCAGAAGAGGCAGAAAGCACAAGUUCAGUCCGAUAUGCGUCGAUCUCGAGUCUAGCACACGCUAUGGUUCAAGAGAGGCUUGACCAAAUGAUAAGAGAAAGGCAGGAGACAAGGCAUAAUAUAGAAAGAAGACGACAAAGAAGUGAGGGGACUAAGUUCGUUGUUAUGGUAGCCAUUGAGAAGUGUUCUUAUGAUCCGAGAGAAGAUUUUAGAAGGUCUAUGAUCGAGAUGAUUACGGCGAACAGGAUUCAAGAGCCCAAGGAGCUGCGCAGCCUCUUGAACUAUUACGUAUCUAUGAACCCUGAUGAGUAUCAUGGGAUUAUACUAGAAGUUUUCUAUGAGAUUGAUGAUCCUUGUGGAUUUUAUUAUAACUUCCCCACUUUGACGCCUUCAGUUAAGGAUACAUGA